AUGGCUACAGAAGUAAAUCCAAGCUUGGAUUUCAACCAAGAUGCACGCAAUGCUGUUUUGCAAAGAAUAAUGGGUCUCAAACUUUUUGAUCUUCUUGCGGGUCUUGUCGUCGCGACAACUAGUCAACAAAUUUCAGAUACUGCGUAUUUGAAUUCAUACAACUCAUGUGGCAAUAAACUGCCGCAGAGUUCUGACGUUGUUGUUGUCGGCGGAGGAAUCCAUGCUUUGAUUUAUGCAAUUCACGCAAGGAGUUUGGAGCUUCAAAAUGGCAAGGGAAACCUCACAUCCCUAACCAUCCUAGAAAAGUCAGCCAGCCCAACUUACAAGAUCGGCGAGUCAACAUUAACAGUGUUUGGACUUUGGCUCAAAACUGUCGGGAUCCAAACUCCGAUGCUUUCAAGACUUUUUGGACCGAAAGAUGGCUUGGCAUUUUUCUACUUUUCCUCCGAAGGUGAUCCAGAAGAUUACACUCAGUUUGUGGCAAAUGGACCUGCUGCAGAUUUUGUACCAACACUCCAAGUCGAGAGAAAAAUCAGUGAACUGAUGCUCACACUCUAUGCGCAACGCCUUGGAAUAACAGUUCUUCAUGGAAGAGAGGUCGUUAUUGAUAAGAAGUCCACGGCAACAGACGAAAAUGAUGGAAUGUCUCUUCAAGUACGAGACUCCGAGACAAUGGUGGAAGAAUCUGUGGACGCGAAGCUGGUAGUUGAUGCCACAGGACGAUUCCACCGCUUCAUCUCGAAAGAGGCACGUAUUGAACGUGUAGAAGGGUUCAAUACGAAUGCGUACUGGGCGUACUUUGAACAACUAGGAGAUGAGUCUGAUAUACCAUUGAGACAUUACGAAAGUGUCAACACAAAUCAUAUAUGUCUGCCUGAAGGAUGGGCUUGGGUCAUUAGACUUCCUUCAUGGGAGGGUAGCUCUAUCCCUAACCUUACAACCAUGAUCAAUCAUCUGUUGGAUCUCAAUGCGGCCAAAGCACCAGCAGACUCCUAUCCUUCAGUACCUGAAUUAGUCGCGAGAUUCCAGGUCAAAUUUCGGUGGGUUGUUAGCAUUGGAUUUGCACUUCGUUCCGAUGUUGUUUACCCAGAGAAUCUUUCCAGCUUCGGAAGUAGCGAAGCGGAACAGAAGUUCAACUGGAUUGUUUCUCGAUACCAGAAAGUUACUCAACUAAUGGAAAAGCACAAACUUAUCGAGGAUCUCUACGGUCCCGGUACCACCUGGUUCGUGCGCAAGAAUUUGGCAUUCCGUGCCCCACGAGUUACUGGAAACAAUUGGCUGGCCAUUGGUGAUGCAACUGGUUUUACCAAUCCACUAUACUCCCCCGGCAUCAACGCGAACAUGAGCACCAGUAUUUAUGCCGCUGAAAUGACAAAGAACUAUCUCUCAGGGAAGAAUUCAUCCGUCAAGAAGGAUCUAUUCCAAAAGUACGAAGACUUUUGCAAAGACCGUGUUCCUAACAAUCAACGCAUGAACGUCUUCAACUACAUGUGUAUGCGAUCCCCACAGAUCGGACCAAUAGGACCUAUCUGGCAAUACUUAUGCGGAACCGGAAACGAAAAAUUUCAAAAUGCCAAGAAAUUGAAUCUGCAAAACGUGCAUGACUUUCUCACAACGUGGGAUUGGGGUUCCAACCAAGAGGAAUAUAUUACGUUCAGCAAACUGGCCAUUGAGAUACUGGAUGGACCUCCGCAUGCUAAGAUUUCCCAGGAAACUGUUGAUGAUGUCAAGAAACUUUCUGCUGAGCAUUUGGAAAGAGCGAUGGCCAGUGGCAAAUACAAGGGAAGAUGGGCGGGAUUGUUGCGCUGGUACGAUGAUGAUCUCAACUUUGUAGCGGACAAGAUUGACAGAGAUGUAUUGGCUAGAAGAUGUGUCACAUGUGGAGAGUGGAAAAUGUUGAGACCGGAUUGUAGGAAAUGUGUAUAUUGUGGUUGGGAACAUACCGUUGAGGAAAGUACGAAGGUUCUGUAUUGA
Molecule: messenger RNA, 1974 nt
Organism: Botrytis sinoallii
Lineage: Eukaryota; Fungi; Ascomycota; Leotiomycetes; Helotiales; Sclerotiniaceae
Exons: 3
Coding region: 1-1974 (657 amino acids)
Molecular function (GO): catalytic activity
Source: RefSeq, a predicted model, not a curated record